AUUGUUAACAGCCACGUCCGAAAAGGUGCGCAGCUGCUCGUCGUCCACACAGCGUGGUUCAUGUUUGUUGCAGCGGGAUGUGGGUCUAGAAAACUUCCUUUCGUGUUGUGUAGCAUGGCUGACAGGGCGGGGAGUUUUUUAGGAGACAAUCGUAUGUGUCGCCCGUUGCCAAUUGCAGCAGCGUCUAGCUAAUGUUACUGAGCUGAGCUUCCUUCUUUGAUAAAAGUCCUCAACCCCCGCUGGGCGGUUGGCUGCAACUCUCGAAACACACCGAAGCUCUUUGAUUUACAGAAAGGAGCAUGGUGUAAAGAAUAAUCCUCUGGGUAUGAGAGAUGGAUAAUUCAUUUGGCCAUCACAAGAUGGAAUAACCAUUGAAACGUCCCAUCUACUCCUCACGCCCCCAUCCUUCAUCACAGCGGGUGUGAUGCCGGGCAGCAGGCCUUUUGCCAGACCCUGGCUGUGGGGUCUCCUGUCCCCAUUCCACACUCGGCAGGAGCGGGUGGUGUUGGCCCGCAGCGAGAGCCUUCCAGGGGAGCAGGUGCUGAAGAUCACGGUCACAGAGACCACGGUGAUCGAGGCGGAGUCCGGGGUGUGGAACUCACGCUCCUUAACCUAUCUCUGGCUUUGGUACUUCUUCAGCUUCUGCACCCUGUUCCUCAACAAAUACAUCCUGUCACUGCUGGAGGGUGAGCCCAGCAUGCUGGGUGCUGUUCAGAUGCUCUCCACCACCAUCAUAGGCUGCUUGAAGAUGUUUGUCCCAUGCUGUUUGUACCAGCACAAAUCCAGAGCCGAGUAUCCCCCCAACUUUGUCAUGAUCAUGCUGUUUGUUGGUCUCAUUAGGUUCACCACAGUGGUUCUGGGAUUAGUGAGCCUGAAGAAUGUUGCAGUGUCAUUUGCUGAGACUGUGAAGAGCUCAGCCCCCAUUUUCACUGUUAUCAUGUCCAGGCUGAUCCUUGGGGAGUACACAGGGCUGUGGGUGAACCUGUCCCUGUUUCCUGUCAUGGCAGGACUAGCCCUUUGCACAGCUACAGAGCUCAGCUUCAACAUGCUCGGCUUCUCUGCCGCUCUGUCCACCAACAUCAUGGACUGUCUGCAGAAUGUUUUCUCCAAGAAACUGCUUAGUGGAGACACAUACAGAUUCAGCCCUCCGGAACUGCAGUUCUACACCAGUGCAGCAGCAGUCAUCAUGCUCAUACCUGCCUGGGUGUUCCUCCUGGACAUUCCUGUGAUUGGGGGAAGCGGAAAAAGCUUCCUCUUUAGUCAGGACAUCAUCCUGUUGCUACUUUUUGACGGGUGUCUGUUCCACCUGCAGAGCGUCACAGCUUAUGCCCUCAUGGGACGGAUUUCCCCCGUCACGUUCAGUGUUGCCAGUACUGUGAAGCACGCCCUGUCGGUUUGGCUGAGCGUCAUCGUCUUCAGCAACCAGAUCACAGUCCUCAGCGCCACCGGCACCCUCCUCGUGUUCGUCGGGGUCUUCUUGUACAAUAAGGCCAGACAGAUCCAGAGGCAAACCUUACAAGCCAUGGCUGCUGAACAAAACCACAAACCACUGCACAACCAGGACUUUCAGCCUCAAUGAGGACUGGAGAAAUGGAGUGAAAGCCACAAAAUCGACACAUUCCAGACAAAGAAGUUAAAUGCAUUGUUGCAGUCAUAUCUUUAAGCUGAAAGUAAACAAUGUUUGUCUGACCGAGCUGUCAGCCGUUCUGAGGAACUACACAAAUAUUUCUUUGUCCUUGACCCGAGUAACAUGGCAAGCAUCUUUUGUCGUUAUCGGUCAGUAAAAGAAGAAUCUCAGGGUGACUUUCUGCUUUUCCAAGGAAGUGAUGAACACUUACUUUCCCAGGUAUGUUGGUUGAUCAUCUGUGGUGCAGCAGCUGCUGAAUGUAUGGUACUGUAUGUAUGAUAGUGUAAUCUGCACUAUGCCAUCUGAGGUAAACUAUCUUGAUUCUGAAUGUAUGUUGUGAAUGGGGUGUGAUGCCUCACAGGAUGUUUGUUUUGUUUUAAAAGGCUGAUCCAGCCAAAACUUAAACUGGAUGUUUAACACAGUUUUGAACAAAGUGUGAAACAUUCAAGAGUAACACUGCAUUCUAGGAAUGCUCAUUUUCUGACAAAAAAAAAAGUAGUUUUGUUAAUCUAAUCUCAGAAUUUAACACAUACACACACCUCAGUACAGCGAACGAGAAAGUUCAACGUGUGUUUGAUGGGACACGUCUGUACUAAUCAUCAUCCGUCUGGCAGUUGCCACUUGAUUCUCUUUUUUUUUUUUUAAGCAUUUUAAUAAUGCUUUACUUUUGCUGCGGUGUUUGUGCCAAAAGAAGCAGCCUCAAUUUCUCUUACCUGUGUUGAGACCACGAGGUUGACCAUAAGAGCUGACUGACUUGAACUUGUGAUUUAUGUACAUUAAAACAUGUUCAUUUCAUGCUUCUAUAUUAUUGUGUAAGAUUUUCUCUGUGGGUUAUGAUUUAAUAUUCAUACCAUAAGAAUGUGUCUUUAUACUAAUGUUCCACCAAACUUUUUUAAGUUCAAGCAUGCACUUUUCUUGCCAGAGGACGAAAGCAUUGAAGUAAAUAUAAACUGUAUAGUUAAGAAAAGUGCAAAUUAAAGAUAUAAAGAUGUUGAGGUUGUAAAGAUGUGAACACUGCAGAGUAAAACAAUUGAAAUGUU
This is a messenger RNA of Melanotaenia boesemani (Boeseman's rainbowfish), 2667 nucleotides long. RefSeq names its product solute carrier family 35 member E2A-like. NCBI's taxonomy places the organism in Eukaryota, Metazoa, Chordata, Actinopteri, Atheriniformes, Melanotaeniidae. The transcript has 9 exons. Bases 425 to 1579 code for a protein of 384 amino acids. The record is from RefSeq and is a predicted model, not a curated record. Gene Ontology annotation, cellular component: Golgi apparatus. Gene Ontology annotation, molecular function: antiporter activity.